AGCACCUUUGCAAAUAUUAUAACCAGUUAUUGUGACAUUUUCUACUCGUCCUCGCAUUCAAAGACGUCCUUGAAACAAAGGAGAAGACAUCGCCGGUCAACCCAUAUCCCAUCACUCGAAAAUGACAUCGUUCUUGGUAAAACCCGCCCUUCUUGCAUUCUUAUGCUGGCAGAUAUUUCAAGGCGAAGCUGCUUGGUAUCGAAUCAACUAUGGUCACCAUCCCGUAUGCUUCGAGGCCAGAAACAACCGUCCAGGUCACGUGAUAUACCGAGGUGCGCAAGGCAUGCUCGUCGGUGCCCUGAAGCUUGUUUACAGAAGCGGCGAGGUGAGGUGCGUCUCUGACGUCGCCUAUAACAGCCGCUGGGGUUGCCAUGGUUACAGCUCCUUUAAGGCAUACCCUUUGAACGUCAUCAUAACCGACAGACACGACAACGUGAUAUUUCCCCUGCAGCAGUUUAUAAAGCAUGGAUCAGGAUUGUGGUACACCAUGCCCGUAGUGGACGAUAAGCCUUCUGACGAGCUGGUCUUCUCCAACUUUGACUACCUGCUGUAUCUGCAUCCAUAUAUGGAGCUUAGGGUCUGGUUCGGCGAACACUUGAAGAACUGGUCCGAAAGCGAUAACCAGGGCAGGGUGUGUGUUGAUGUUUUCCCUCAAGUCAUCGGGGACAUAGGAGCGAGUGCUGGAGGGUCUCCCGGAGGAGGGACCUCAAGAGCGCAGGCCCUGCUGAAAAACCUGAAAACGAGCCUGAGUAGCAUCAUGCAGAAGAACUGGAAGUAAACACAAAGUAAACAGAAGAAUACGUUGUUAGCAUGUGCAUGAUUGUAAACAGUUCUUUGUUAUUUGUAGCUGGAAAAUCUAAUGUAAAAUAAACAGCUUGUCAGAGCAUCCCCUUGUAGUUUUUUCGGUUAUAUAGAUUGUAUUACUCACUAAACUGCCUCCUUCGUUGAAAACUAACUCAAGACUGCAAUAGGUUUGCUUUUUAUCAGAUUCUCAGUCUGUUGUUCUUUAAAAGAAUGCGCUGCAUGACUGAUGAAUUGCUGAUCACAGGGUAACCACUUACCGUGAUCACAGGAUUACCACUUACCAUGAUCACAGGAUUACCACUUACCUUGAUCACAGGCUAGUAGUCUACACAUGGUUAUCUAGUUACCUUCACAGGGUUAACAUUUGCCUUCGCCCGUAGAAGUCUACCACCUACGUUUUACUCUCACAUGAUUCCUUAACCACCCCCUGCCCCCUUCCACCCUAAGCCCCAACCUAAGGGUGAUCGACACUGUAUUUCUGAUUACAGAGUACCAACACGGAAAGGCAUAAACAUGAAAAGCCUGGAGCUAACUCCAAAACCCAACCGUGUAUCUAGCCUCUAGUCUCAUAUUGAAAACAACCGAUUUCUAUAACACUUAUUAAACUACCUACACAAAACCUAAAUUACUCUAUUAUGUGCAUCGAAGAUCUUGUUGUCGAGUUGAUCACCAUCGUAUGAAAUGAUAUCUUUCAGAAUACAGGUCAUGGGAAAAGGAAAAAUUAUUCCAAUUAAUUAGUACAUAACACAUAUGCUUAGACUAGUAAGGAUUUUGACACAUGAGGCUCAAAGCGUGGUUUACUCAAUUGAUCUUGGAUUAAAACGCCUCUGUCGGUCGAAAAGGCGUCCUUCUUCAAACAGAUGCUCCUUGGGCCUCAACGACACCGCAAAUACCUUAAAAUAUUCAACAUCAGCAUUAAUACAGUGGAUUUACCCAAGGACCUCAACAGAAAGCAAUUUAUACAAUUACGUUUUAGUAUAAGGACCUGUAUACAAGGGCCUUGAUACUAGGACCUCUAUUAGUGACUGUAUACAAGGACCAUCGAACAAGGGCCUUGGUACAGUUAUCCUAAUACAAGGAGAUUUGUACAAGUACUUUUGUAUAAGGACAUAUAUUAGACGUGCCUUAGAAAAGAGACCCUACCUUAUACAAGGGCCUUCACAUGGGGUCCUUGAUAUAAGAAAGACCUUCACGGAUUUGAUCACAUCGACAUAUCUUACGAUCGUGUAUCGAUUGAUCCAUGCAUCUCUGCCUUGAUGCAUAAGAUCACUCGUCACCGACAGUAGUCAUAAGAAAUAAAACUCCACAAUUUAAGAUCGAAUAGCAAUCUUCAAUAGUGGCAAAAGUGAUAAAUUGGCGAUCUUGUAUCGAUCAAUGAUCCAAGGUGGCCAAAAGGAUAUGCAUACCAUGUAUUAGCAGAAACUUGUAAAUAUUUUCUGCAUAUAUACAUAACGUUGAUUUUUUAUAUAUAAUACGUCGAUCGAAACCAAAACAACUUUAGGCAAUCAAUUAGAAAAAGGUACGUUAAGAUAAUCUUCAGUGCACUUCUUUGUGAUAAGCAAUUCUCGCCCUGUAGUGAAUGGCCAUUUUCCUCUCGACGGACAAAGAAAAGACGGAUGGCUAUUUGUGUACGGUAAACGCGAAUGCUCAUCAAAGAAUAAUGAGUUAGUGUGUAAAUUUUAGUUUUUUUUUUACCCCAAUUGGUGCUAAUCUCGCAAUCUGAUUUGCUAAUUCGCCGU
Molecule: messenger RNA, 2543 nt
Organism: Orbicella faveolata
Lineage: Eukaryota; Metazoa; Cnidaria; Anthozoa; Scleractinia; Merulinidae
Source: RefSeq, a predicted model, not a curated record